CAGUCUUUCUCACUCUUAUCGCGGGCAGAAAGAGCGCGGCUGGCCUUUUCUCUGCUGCCUGAGCGACAGAAAUAGAUCCUCUCCCCCUCUCUCCCUCCUUCGAGGGCUAGCAAGGACAUGACACACAUUUCCCCCUCGUUGUGCUUCCUUCGCGGAGGGUGCCAGCCCGCGGAGCCCCAGAGGCGCACGCACGCAGGCACAAUGGCACGCCGGCGCUUUACGCACCGGUGAUGAAUGCGCCUGGUGAUGGUGGCUGGAAAAGAGCUUUCUAGAAACCCUGCGAUCCAGGUAUCAGACCCCCCAUCAUGAACGGGCCCAUGCACCCCCGCCCCCUGGUGGCGCUGCUGGACGGCCGGGACUGCACCGUGGAGAUGCCCAUCCUGAAAGACGUGGCCACGGUGGCCUUCUGCGACGCUCAGUCCACGCAGGAGAUCCACGAGAAGGUCCUGAAUGAAGCUGUAGGAGCUCUGAUGUACCACACCAUCACCCUGAUGAGGGAAGACCUGGAGAAGUUCAAAGCUCUGCGCAUCAUUGUUCGCAUCGGCAGCGGCUACGACAACAUAGACAUCAAAUCUGCCGGAGAGCUCGGCAUAGCGGUUUGUAACAUGCCGGCAGCCUCGGUGGAGGAGACGGCCGACUCCACGCUGUGCCACAUCCUCACCCUGUACCGACGCACCACCUGGCUGCACCAGGCGCUGCGGGAAGGAACGCGGGUCCAGAGCGUGGAGCAGAUCCGAGAGGUGGCGUCAGGAGCGGCGAGGAUCAGAGGAGAGACGCUGGGGCUCAUCGGGCUCGGCCGGGUGGGCCAGGCUGUCGCCCUGCGAGCCAAGGCUUUUGGCUUCAACGUGAUUUUCUACGACCCGUAUUUGGCCGACGGUGUAGAGCGGUCGCUGGGACUCCAGCGGGUCACCACGCUACAGGACCUCCUCUUCCACUCUGACUGCGUCUCGCUGCACUGCAGCCUCAACGAGCACAACCACCACCUGAUCAACGACUUCACCAUCAAACAGAUGCGUCAGGGUGCGUUCCUGGUGAACACGGCCAGGGGGGGUCUGGUGGACGAGAAGGCCCUGGCUCAGGCUCUGAAGGAGGGGAGGAUACGUGGCGCCGCGCUGGAUGUCCACGAGACAGAACCUUUCAGCUUCAGCCAGGGUCCGCUGAAGGACGCGCCCAACCUGAUCUGCACGCCGCACGCCGCCUGGUACAGCGAGCAGGCGUCGCUGGAGAUGAGGGAGGAGGCCGCCAGGGAGAUCCGAAGGGCUGUGACAGGUCGUAUCCCCGACAGUCUGAAGAACUGUGUGAAUAAGGAGUUCCUCACACCCAACAACCACUGGGCCGUUGACCCAGCCGCGGUCCACCCUGAGCUCAACGGCGCCUACAGGUACCCCCCGGGCGUGGUGAGCCUGCCGGCCGGCGGCCUCCCUCCUCCGGUCGAGGGCAUCGUGCCGAGCGCCGUGCCGAUUACGCACACCCUCCCCCCCGCUGUCACGCACCCUCCUCACGCGCCGUCUCCUGGACAGAACACAGUGAAGCCACCGGAGGGCGACAGAGAGCAGCACCCAAAUGACCAGCUGUAGCCCCCCCCCCCCUCCUCCACCUUCGUCCGACAGGCUCAGGUUGGAUUCCCGACUCUCCGCCCACUGCUUCCCGACAGACAGGUGUCUCACUUCACAGGUGGAGAAGACGACGGCGAGUAGCAGGAGCUGAACGACCGACAGACGCGUUAAUCCACCACCGACGCAGUCGUCCUCUGACCAAUCCUGACCUUUGAUUUCGUCACCAGGAAUAAAAGAGAUUAUUAUUUUAAACUGAUUUGGGGGGAAAACAGAUUAAAACUCCACCGUCUUCAGAGUUA
Messenger RNA from Fundulus heteroclitus (mummichog), 1855 nucleotides. Its product is annotated as C-terminal-binding protein 1. Gene Ontology annotation, molecular function: NAD binding; transcription corepressor activity; oxidoreductase activity, acting on the CH-OH group of donors, NAD or NADP as acceptor. Bases 306 to 1577 code for a protein of 423 amino acids. The record is from RefSeq and is a predicted model, not a curated record. Lineage: Eukaryota; Metazoa; Chordata; Actinopteri; Cyprinodontiformes; Fundulidae. The transcript is spliced from 11 exons.